Messenger RNA from Thelazia callipaeda (thelaziosis nematode), 246 nucleotides. Lineage: Eukaryota; Metazoa; Nematoda; Chromadorea; Rhabditida; Thelaziidae. The record is from the annotation of a GenBank genome assembly.
AUGGAGGGGAAUGGACCAAAAAAUACCACUAAUUCAAAAAAUAAGCCGAAAAAAACAAAAUUCAUACCAUCAGCUAUGCAAGAAGAAAAUUUAGCUGAAACUGAAGCAAGACGAAUUGUUCAGCACACUCUAGACGACAUAUCUGAGGCUUUACUUCCCGAAUACCACAAUCCACCUGUUGAGGAACCUCAACGAGCUGAAAUUGCUUAUUACAGGUGCCAAACUGAUCAUGUACCUGCUUAUUGA